UGAAAGCUGCUCAAAGUAUGUGACAUCUGACCAAGGUGAGUAUUGCAACUCUUCUUGUUUUGGGUGACUCAACUAACUGACCAGCCAAUACAGCAAAUACUGAGGAUUGUGUCAGGAUAACUUCUGUAAUUAUUACUGACUUGACAGGGAUGGGCAGACAGAGUAGUAGGGGAUUGGCCUGUACACUAGGAUCAGGUUACAUAAAGGCAGCUGCAGCAGGUUUUGGAAUGUUAGUAACGUGUGUCCCUGAGGAACAUUUCUCAGUGAAUUAAUUGGAUUCUGCAGCCAUGAGUGGGUGCCCAUUUUGGGGGAACAAAUACCAAUUUAAUUUUAAUAAACUCUCAUUGGAGGAUGAGGAAGGAGAAGACAAGUCACAAGAAGGACUGAAUAAAGCCAGCAAAGGUGGACUUGUCUAUAGUGAUUAUCUACAUCUGGACAAAAUAUUGAAUGCUCAAGAACUGCAGAGUGAAAAAAGAGGAAACAAGAUCCAUGAUGAGCAUCUUUUCAUUGUGACCCAUCAAGCUUAUGAACUUUGGUUUAAGCAGAUUCUGUGGGAACUGGACUCAGUUCGAGUGAUCUUUCAGAAUGGCAGUGUGAGAGAUGAGAGAAACAUGCUGAAGGUUGUUGCUCGAAUCCACAGAAUUUCAAUGAUCCUUAAAUUACUUGUGGAGCAAUUUUCAGUUCUAGAAACUAUGACUGCUUUGGACUUCUUUGAUUUCAGAGAUUACUUGAGCAAAGCAUCUGGUUUUCAGAGCCUUCAGUUUCGACUAAUAGAGAAUAAGAUUGGUGUCCCACAGAGUCUGAGAAUCCCUUAUAGCAGAAGGCAUUACCGUGAUAGCUUCAAGGGACAUGAGAAUGAAAUACUAUUUAAAUCAGAGCAAGAACCAACACUUCUGCAAUUAGUGGAGGCAUGGCUGGAAAGAACACCAGGAUUAGAACCGGAAGGGUUUAAUUUCUGGGGAAAAUUUGAAGUGAAUGUGUUAAAAGGUCUAGAAGAGGAAGUGGCAAUGGUUCAGACCAAGCAAGCAUCAGAGGAAAAAGAGGACCUACUGGCUGAACUUAAAAAACAAAAAGAGGUUUUUAUUUCAUUAUUUGAUGAAAAGCGCCAUGAACAUCUUCUGAGUAAAGGAGAAAGAAGACUCUCUUAUAAAGCAUUGCAAGGAGCUUUAAUGAUCUACUUCUACAGAGAGGAGCCUCGCUUUCAGGUUCCCUUCCAGCUUCUUACUUCUCUCAUGGAUAUCGAUGCACUCAUGACCAAAUGGAGAUAUAAUCAUGUCUGCAUGGCACACAGAAUGAUUGGCAGCAAGGUGGGCACUGGAGGAUCAUCAGGCUAUCAGUAUUUGCGCGCCACAGUGAGUGACAGGUACAAGGUGUUUGUAGAUUUGUUCAACCUUUCAACAUUUUUGGUGGCAAGACACUGGAUACCAAAGAUGAACCCAACUAUUCAUAAAUUUCUUUACACAGCAGAAUAUUGUGACAGCUCCUAUUUUAGCAGUGAUGAUUCAGAUUAAAGAACCUUCCUAUGGUGAUCCAUGUUAAAGAACUUUGAAUUGUCAUGUAAACUGGUUCUGACCUUUUGUGAGGUCCCUUAAAUUUAUUAAAUGUUACAAAGCAUGUAUAUAUAUUUAUGUACACCAGGCUAUAGGAUUUAAAGUUUAUGAUGAAAAUUUGGACACAUGAUAAAUAGUAUGAUUUAUAAAUGAUACUAACUACUAAAUUUUCAUAUUGAGCUAUUUUUAAAACAUUACAGAAAUAAGAAGGCACAGUUUGCUGAAGGAAACAGCAUUCAGAGAUAUGACUCUGGAUAAGUUGAAAUGCUGUUGUUAAUGCUAAUGCAUUUUCCUCAGUAUCUUUAAAGAGAUAGUUUUGUUAUUAAAAAUCACACAGGACUUCUAAAAUGUCUUUUCAUUUUAAUAAUCCAAUUUACUUUUCUAUAUUUGUGCUUAUUUUUGCAUUUCUGGCAUCUUGGACAAUGAGUGUGAACUAAUUCAUUUUACUUUUGUUUAGUUCAUUUUUCAUCAAUUUUCAUACACUAGAAAAUGCUUUAUAUUUGUUUACUUUAAAAACAUGUCCCUGUUGGAAUAAAAAAAAGGGAAUUUUUAUUGCAUUGAGAUUUUUAUACCGCUAAAUUUUAGAAAGUCUAAACAUGGAGCCAAAGUGGGCCUGACAGUGUUCCUAAAUAAUUUAUAUGAAAAGGGCAAUAUCUUGAUUCUUAUGUGCCAUAAUAAAAUAUGCAAUAAUGCAUACCUGUAAAAGAUAGCAUAAUUAAUACCUGAUAUUCUUGUUAAAUACUUGUUAUAUAUGCUUUAUUUUUGUCUCAUACUUAAUUUUUUCUCUUCAAAUAAAUGGCUGUUAAA
Pelodiscus sinensis (Chinese soft-shelled turtle) is the source of this 2357-nucleotide messenger RNA. It is a transcript of the gene TDO2, whose product is annotated as tryptophan 2,3-dioxygenase. Gene Ontology annotation, molecular function: metal ion binding; L-tryptophan 2,3-dioxygenase activity; heme binding. NCBI's taxonomy places the organism in Eukaryota, Metazoa, Chordata, Testudines, Trionychidae. The record is from RefSeq and is a predicted model, not a curated record.